Molecule: messenger RNA, 3091 nt
Organism: Mycena citricolor
Lineage: Eukaryota; Fungi; Basidiomycota; Agaricomycetes; Agaricales; Mycenaceae
Source: the annotation of a GenBank genome assembly
ACUUGCUAGAAUGUGGCUCCGACUCGGGCUGACCCGGAUCGGGCUGGUUCGGUCAAUUACGAUCCUUGCUAACAUCACAGAGUGACGACGCGACGAUGUUCUGUGCGGCUUCCGGGGCAAAAUGAUACCAUCACUUGCCCUAAAUCACUUCUCUCGGCAGCUGAUCCGAGAAUGUCUCUUCGCGCGUCCGAUCCAGUCGCUUGGAGCGAAGAUGAGCACUGCACAUCCUUGAUCAGGCCGGAGCUCACAGGAGGAGAACGAGGGGAAUAUACAAAAAGACAAUGUCAAAAAUAACGUGGAGGAAACAGGACAGGCCGUGAUCUUGUAUCGACCGGCCACAAUCGGACUUGAUGCAGAGGAUGAGUCAAUUCGAGAGCUCGAACUAGGAAUCGAAGCGGAGAGUCAUGAAAAACGAAAAUGCGGCUGAAUUACGAACGAACUUCCCCUGCUGGAUGUUCUUCGAUAGCCCGAGAGUCUACACACUUUGAUCCACCAUGAUGCAGUAGCCUUCCAGCCUGUUUCCCCAUCGCUUGUCCGGCAGGGCAUUGGCACUCAGAGUCAUUUCCUGGAAACUCUAUCCGGCCCGGGUGUGAGCUAUUGGGAAUAAUUGGAGGUCAUGCCUGAAGAGAUUGAUCGGUCAUCAAUCACUACGGAUCAGCGAUCUCUGCUUUCCGACUUCACCACAAUCCCGUACCAUGUCGACCAUUUCUACGCCAGUAAAAGUUCUCGUACUACAUGGCUACUCCCAGAACGCCUCCAUAUUCAGCAAACGCGUAUGCUGCGCUACUUUCCUCUCUACGUCUACCGACUCCUGAAACCUAUCGAAGCUCGGAGCUCUCAGGAAACAAUGCGGGAAGGCGUCUUCAUCGACGGCCCGAUCAUCCUCCAACCCGCCGAUCUCAUGGGCGCAGCGUCCACCACGUCGCUCGGCUCCGAGGAGGGGGCGGAAGCGCGGGGCUGGUUCAAGUGGAACGCAUCGAAGAACGAGGCGGAGGGGCUCGCCGAGUCUCUCGUCAUGAUCCGGGACCUGCUGAAGUCCCAGCGGUUCGACGGCGUGUUCGGGUUCUCGCAGGGUGCGGGGAUGGCUGGACUUCUCAGUGCUAUGCUCGAGCGGCCCGAAUCGUAUCCGCCGUUUCUCAUCUAUGGGCAGCCACCGCAUCCACCAUUCAAAUUCUGUGUCGCGGUAUCCGGCUUCCGACUCAACGGGGCGAUCGGCGACUCCGUCUUCGCCACAACAUACAAAACACCGACUCUGCACGUCAUCGGCAAGACGGAUAUCAUCGUCGUCGAAGAGCGAUCGCGCAAGCUCGUGGAUCUCAACGAGUCUCCCCGGGUGGAAGAACAUGACGGAGGCCACUUCGUUCCUUCGAAGGGCAACUGGCGCAAGUUCCUUGCCGCCUAUCUCCUCGAUCCUACCGGGGACGUGCCUUCGCCGUCGGCAUUCAGUAGUUCCGGAACUGCUACGCCUGUAGAGGGCCUCGCUAUGAAGCUUUGAGGGCGCGUACAAGGGCUAUAUGUAUCAUGAGCACUUAGACUAGAUACCACUAGACUGGUCAUAAAUGACCUGGUACAUCUACCACUACAUCAUUCUGGAUUUGUGACCUACAUAGGCAUCUAGACGACUCCCCGUCCAUCUGAGAGGCUGCUGCUCCUGCGAAACUUAUCCAUCAGUCUGUAGAGAAUCCCCUUCCUACGGCUCGAAAUGGUCGGACAGCUAUCAGAAGAGCAAAGACACGGCAAUAACAGCCCGGAAGUUUGGAACCCUCGAUCCCGUCUAUCCAUAGCCCGGAGAACCUCAAUCGUGAUCUGCUCUUCUAUGCUCCACUUGCGUUCUCGAAGGACCGGGCACGACGCCGAGACGACUACGUCCGGAUCCAACGACGGCUCAACACUCUGCGCAGGCGUGCGUUCGACGAUCCAGAUCGACGCCGAGGACGGAAACGGCUGCUCAAGGCUCCCGGCAUAGCUCAGUCCCGAUUCGUAGGUCAGCCGAUGGGGAAGCGGCGCUGGCUGGGCGGGUCGCCAAGCAGCAAGGGCAUCACUCCGGCGUUGGCCGAGAGGGUAGCUGAUUUCAUCGCAUUGCUCCCGAGGUGAGGGUGCUAUCACCGGCGAGACGAGUUCCAGAGGAUGCGAGUGGAGGAUGUGAUGCUCUUGCGGACCGAACGCCGACACUUGAGGAUUGAAGGGCGAGGCGAGUCCGUGACCAAGACCUGUCCCCAAGUCGAGCUGCAUAUGUUAGUGAGCCCGGGGCGAGGGAGACGCAUGGGCCUACAGAGGAGGUAUCUUGACUGCAACUGUCAAAGUCGAGUGACCGAGACAGACCGGGCGAUGGCGAGAUACCAGUCGGAACGCGCGUCAGUUCCAGCUCAGAGACCAAAUAUUGACGGAAGAGAGAGGGGGGACGGUGGUCUUGCUGGAGAGGAGGACAACCUUCAAGAGAGUGGUAUUGUGAUGACGGUGUAUUGAGGAGCACAGACUCAUUUGGGCCGAGCGUUUGACCACAUUCAGCAGGGACUUCACAGCAAUCAGGUAUUUCAGGCAGAUGCGGAAAAAGAAGGUCGAGCGAGGCAGCGAUAGAUAACUGGUUGUCGUCUUCGAGUUGUAGCUUGUGGGCUCGGGUGUGAACAGUAGGAGCAGAGGCGUAAGCUAAAAAGGGGAGCGAGGUCGGCAGGCAGGGACGGCGACGGUGGGCUUCUCUGCAACAUAUGCUGUGUUGGGCGUGUAGUUUUCGUCAGCCAUAGAUUGACGUGUGAGACGUGCUAUUGAUGAUAUGAAUGAGGGAGAGAGAGGUAUCGCGGCGAGAGAGGAUGUCGAUGGACCCAAGGGAGGAGGAGAGAGUACGAGUGGAACCAGCACGUAGCUUGUGUCAGUUUGGUUAUUGAUCUAAUCAUUAUCGGCCCGGCCCGAUCCUCGGGCUGAAAAAUCGCAACUGUACUCCACGACAGCUGGACACAUAUGGACAGGACACGCUCGGGAAACAAAGAUCAUCGGCACAAGAUAACUACUCAUGUGGCUGGUCAGGCCCCCGGAAUCUCCCCAUAAGGUCCCUCAAAGAUAGAGUAAAACAUCGGCCAAAAAUGGCCAUAUGUCC